Messenger RNA from Microthlaspi erraticum, 1023 nucleotides. The record is from the annotation of a GenBank genome assembly. Lineage: Eukaryota; Viridiplantae; Streptophyta; Magnoliopsida; Brassicales; Brassicaceae.
AUGCCGCAGAACCCGAUUUUGGAAGUCGAAGUCUUCGACGUUUGGGGGAUCGAUUUCAUGGGACCAUUCGACCCAUCAUCUCAUGGGAACCGCUACAUUCUAGUCGCGGUCGAUUACGUGUCCAAGUGGGUUGAAGCGAUUGCGUGCCCCGCCAACGAUCACAAACCAGUGCUCAAAUUGUUCAAAUCCGUUAUCUUUCCUAGAUACGGAAUCCCGAGAGUUGUGAUUAGCGAUGGGGGGAGCCACUUCAUCAACAAGAUCUUUGCAAGUCUUCUGAAGAAGUAUGGAGUGAAGCAUAAGGUUGCAACGCCAUAUCACCCCCAGACAUCGGGACAGGUCGAAGUGUCUAACAAACCGAUCAAGGCGAUCUUACACAAGGACAUCUUUCAAGACGCCUAUUGGGAGGACACCAUUUCAGUUGCUUACGGAAAGUCAUGCCACCUCCCUGUUGAAGUGGAAUACAGAGCCCUCUGGGCGACAAAGAUGCUGAAUUUUGAUAUCAAGACCGCCCAGGAGAAGAGAGAGCUCGAUCUACAUGAGCUCGAGGAGAUCAGAUUGGAUGCCUACGAAAGCUCUAAGAUCUACAAGGAGAGGACCAAGGCAUUUCACGACAAAAAUAUCAUCCGAAAGGACUUGAAGGAAGGCGAUCGAGUGCUGUUGUUUAACUCUCGCCUGAAGCUGUUUCCUGGGAAACUGAAGUCGAGGUGGUCUGGACCCUUUACUGUCAAAGAGGUAUCCCCUUUUGGAGCGGUCACUCUGUUCAACAAGGAAGAGGCCCCAUUCACAGUUAACGGGCAAAGGGUUAAGCUCUAUCUUCGAGACUACGCAAUCCCAGAGGGGACAUCGAUUCCUCUCGCUGAGCCCCCAAGCCUAAUGAAUGAGGGAAGUCACAGAACAGGGAUCGAACAGGGAAGCUGGAAGGAACACAAGACGAGCUCGAUCGAGUCACUCGACGACGAGGUCGAGCCCUGCCAAGGAACCGACGAAACAGCGACGAGUCCUCAUGAAGGAGAGCAGAGAUAA